AUGGAGGCGCUUCGGCUGGACUAUGGGGAGGCGAAAGAGAAGGUGGAGGAGGAGAUGAAGUGGCUCGAGCGCCAUGCUCGCAAGUUCGGGACGUUUGUUGGAGGAGAGUUCAGAUUCUCUCCCUCUCCAGCUUUCGCUCCUAGCGUGGACCCUUGCACUGAAGAGGUUCUGGCUGAAUGCGAGCAGGCAGGUAAGGAGGAGGUGGACCAGGCGGUGGCAGCAGCGGCAGAAGCCUUCAAGAGCUGGUCUGCGCUGACAGGACAUGAGAGAGCAAAGUACCUUUACGCCAUCGCCCGGAGCAUGCAGCGACACCACAAGCUGUUGGCUGGAAUCGAGUCCUUGGACAAUGGAAAGACGAUCAGGGAGAGCAAGAACAUCGACGUGCCUCUGGCUGUCAGACAUUUCUACCACCAUGCUGGUUGGGCUCAACUCCAAGAGCAGGAGUUUGCUGGAUACCGUCCUCUGGGAGUGGUGGCUUGCAUCAUCCCGUGGAACUUUCCUCUGCUGAUGCUGUCAUGGAAGCUUGCUCCUGCUCUCGCCAUGGGGAACACAGUCGUCCUCAAACCAGCGCCUUCGACCCGCCUGUCAGCCUUCCUGUUCUGCGACAUCCUCAAGGAGAUUGGGUUGCCGCCGGGGGUUGUCAACGUCAUCACCGGCGACAACGAGAUGGCGAGCUACCUUGUUGCUCACCCGGCCAUCAGCAAGGUUGCCUUCACUGGUUCCACUUCCGUGGGCAAGCAGAUCAGGAAGCAGCUGGCCGGCAGAGAUGUCAAGCUCACAAUGGAGCUGGGAGGCAAGAGUGCGAUGAUCGUCUUGCAGGACGCAGACCUUGACGCGUGUGUGGAGGGAUGUGUCGACAGCAUCUUCAUGAACCAGGGGCAGGUCUGCUGUGCAGGGUCGCGCCUGCUGGUACAGGAGGGAGUGAAGGACAAGCUGGUGACUAAGCUGAAGGAGCGAAUUGAGAGACUUCGGAUGGGCAACUCUCUAGACAAGAAUGCAGACAUGGCAGCAAUCAAUAACGCGAAUCAACUCCGAACCAUCUCGACGUUCGUGGAUGAAGGCAGGAAAGAAGGAGGAGAGAUUUUUCAGUCCAACUUGUCUUUCAACCCCAGCAAGGGUUAUUUCUUCAAGCCAACUCUCAUCCUCGGACUUCAAACCUGCUCCUCCCUCUCUCAGGAUGAAAUCUUUGGCCCUGUCCUCGUCCUCCACACUUUCCGCACGCCAGAGGAAGCUUGUUUGCUGGCCAACAACGUUAGGUACGGUCUUGCCGCUUCCAUCUGGACAGAGAAGACGUGUGUAGCAAUGGAGAUGGCGAAGAAGAUUCGAGCAGGAGUUGUCUGGAUAAACUCGCACAAUGUAUUCGACGCUGCUGCAGGAUUUGGAGGAUGCAAGGAGUCAGGAUUUGGGCGGGAGGGAGGAAAGGAGGGCAUUUUCGAGUACCUCUUGCCUGCCUGGAAGGGAAAAGUCAAGCAGGGAAAAGCUGAAAGGCGCGAUGACGGGCAAGAACAGGGUGUCGGAUCAAACUCGAAGAUGUCAGUCUCUUCAGAGGAGUUUGCUCAAGUGGACAGGACGAACAAGCUCUUCGUCGGAGGCAAGCAGGUGAGGAGUGACUCAGGUUUAUCUGUGCCUGUUCUCUCGCACAACAAAGAGCUCAUCGGACACGUCUGCAACGGGAGCAGAAAAGACAUCAGAGAUGCUGUAGAAGCUGCUUCCUCUGCUCUCUCCUCCUGGGCUGCCAAGCCGGGGCACAGCCGAGCGCAGAUCCUCUACUACUUGGCCGAGAACGUGAGCGCCAGGGCGCGAGAGCUCGAGCAGAGGAUCAUGACCAUGACCGGAUGCAGCGCGCUGGAGGCAAAGGAGGAGGUGAACGUGUCCAUCUCGAGGAUCUUCUCCUUCGCGGCCUACGCAGACAAGUACGGGGGAUCAGUGCAAGAGACGACGCUGGACGGGACAGUGAUGGCGAUGCACGAGGCUGUCGGAGUCGUUGGGAUUGUCUGUCCCAGCAGUCAUCCGCUCCUGUCGUUGAUGUCGCUGCUCGCGGCAGCCUUGUCACGAGGAAACGCGGUCGUGAUCAUCCCGAGCGAGAGACACCCCAUGAUUGCAGCGGACUUGUACCAGAUACUCGAGACCUCGGACGUCCCUCCUGGUGUGGUCAAUGUGGUGACGGGGAGCAAGCAGCCUCUCGCUCUCGUGCUCGCCGAGCAUCGAGCUGUGGACUCGCUGUGGUUCUUCGGCUCCAAGGACAGCAUCGCCAAGGUGGAGUCAGCAUCAGCUGACAGCAUGAAGAGAUUGUUUGUGGAGGAGGAGAGCAGCCGCGACUGGUUCACCAGCACUCAAGAGACAACGCUCGAGCUCCUUCAAGCCGCAACGCACGUGAAGAAUGUGUGGAUACCUCACGAAAUGUGA
Molecule: messenger RNA, 2406 nt
Organism: Guillardia theta CCMP2712
Lineage: Eukaryota; Cryptophyceae; Pyrenomonadales; Geminigeraceae
Exons: 10
Coding region: 1-2406 (801 amino acids)
Molecular function (GO): oxidoreductase activity, acting on the aldehyde or oxo group of donors, NAD or NADP as acceptor
Source: RefSeq, a predicted model, not a curated record